Molecule: messenger RNA, 699 nt
Organism: Nicotiana attenuata
Lineage: Eukaryota; Viridiplantae; Streptophyta; Magnoliopsida; Solanales; Solanaceae
Product: protein RADIALIS-like 5
Exons: 2
Coding region: 183-452 (89 amino acids)
Molecular function (GO): DNA-binding transcription factor activity
Source: RefSeq, a predicted model, not a curated record
CCUCCUCUUCCCAUUUGCUGGCUACUUAAGCACAAGAAUAUGUGUACAUCCCCUCAAAGAAAAAGAAUAAAUAUUGCAGAAAAGAAAACCUUUCUCUUCCAGCUUAUAAGGAGCUAGUUUAGCACUCUCUUUCCCAUAUCAUCUCAGUCUUUUUGUUUUUUGACUUAAAUUACUUAUCUGUGAUGGGUUCAUGGACAACAAAGCAAAACAAGAGAUUUGAGGAGGCGUUGGCAUUAUAUGACAGGGAUACUCCGGAUCGCUGGCAUAACAUUGCGAGGAAUGUUGGAGGGAAAUCAGCAGAGGAAGUGAGGAGACACUAUGAGCUACUUCUCAAGGAUAUUAUGCAAAUAGAAAAUGACCAAAUACCUUUGCCCAAAUACAAGCCUGCUCUAACCAAUGUUAGAGGUUAUGCUAAUGAACAGAGGCUUCUGAAGAAUCUAAAGCUACAGUGAGGAGAAACCUGCAACGAUGCUCAACAGUUCUGUACAAAAUUCAAUAUGCAAAAAAAAAAAAAAAAAAAAAAAAAAAAAAAAAAAGGGAGCAGCAUAAUUAGCAAAUUCAUCUCUAAAGUGAUUUGCAUCUUACUUUUAGUCCUCCUAGCCUGAUGUUUCUUUUCUAUACCCAGUUUAUGAAGAGAUCAAAAUGUACUACUAUCUUCGUGUGUGUUUUUGUUUAGUCCAAAAUAUGUUUCCUUUUCUA